Molecule: messenger RNA, 2004 nt
Organism: Plasmodium cynomolgi strain B
Lineage: Eukaryota; Apicomplexa; Aconoidasida; Haemosporida; Plasmodiidae
Product: riboflavin kinase / FAD synthase family protein
Exons: 2
Coding region: 1-2004 (667 amino acids)
Biological process (GO): riboflavin biosynthetic process; FMN biosynthetic process
Molecular function (GO): riboflavin kinase activity
Source: RefSeq, a predicted model, not a curated record
AUGCGCACAAACGAGGGCAAGAAACGCAUCGCACUUAUAGAUGCGGACCAUUACAUAAUAAACUACAGAAGCACCAUAACGACGUAUGUACAAAAUAUAUGCAACAAUCUGCUUAAGGGAAAUGGCGAAUCAGCAAAAGAUGCUAAUAACGAGUGGGACGCCAAGAGGAGGGAACGGAUCAUCUGCGUUUUCAUGUUCAGCAUGUAUCUUAACAAUAUCCACAGGAAUUUAAAUCUCUUCAGUUAUUUACAUGACGUGUUGAUAAAGUAUAACCAUCUGAUGGGGAGAAGUAGGACCAGCCAAGGAAGGGUAGAAGGGGGUGAUGAUAGCAAGAUGUACAAACUGGACCAUAGCGAGGUGAAUGAAACUCCCUUGGGUGGAGGAACAUCGCAACAGAGGGAGGGGAGGCAGAAACAGAAGGAAAUGGAACCCCCUGUCGAACAGUGCAUGGGAAAGGAAGAUGAAAGGUCCAGCUGGCAAAGCCCUAGUCGAGAUGGAAACCGCGACGAACCAGGAGAUAUUACCCACUUUAUGCACGACCUGAUAAAAGACAAAAACUACGACAACAUGGACAAUGUGACCGAGUCGAAAGUCUGCUUCUUAAACAUAAAAAAUAAAGGGAAGAAUACGAGGGGGUCGCCUGAAUCGUUAAGAGAUUCCUUCGACGCGGAAGGGCACACGUGUGCAACUGAACUGAGCAGCAACUCGAAGAUGGGUGGGACGCAUCUGGGCCAUGCGACUAAGGGGAGCGGCACCAGUGACAGCGAUGAGGAAGCAGUGGAAGAUGCUGAGGAAGACGCGGAGGAAGAAGCGGAGGAAGACGCCAUGGAAAACGUCGCUGAAAACUCCGUCAAGAGCGCCGCGCAUCCCGACGGAGAUGGCACAUCUCGCUGGGCCAAUCGCAGCACGCGGGCCGAGGCUGUCGACGAAGCGAGUCUAGAGGACCCGCAAGACGACUCCUUCCACGAAUCGCAAGGUAGCACCUACCGUUUUAGCAACUCCUCACCAGUGUGCCAAGGUCAAAAGCAGUUUUUAAUAAACUACAAUAGUGUAAACCUGAAGGUGAAAAAUUUCGACAGUCUGCUCUCUGUGGAAAAUUUUUUAGUGGAACAAAAAAAACAAACAAACAUACAAUAUUCCUCGAAGGAAAUUGAAAACCUGUACAGAAUAAUUGUACUGUCCAAAUUACACAUAGGAUUAACACAGACACUAUUCAGGUAUUUUAAAAUUUCCAAGCAUUUUAAAAAUUGUUACAAAAUAAUUGACUCAUUUGAGGAACUGAAAAAAAAUGGAAACGCCGAUAAAGAGGUGCUCAUAUUUAGUAAUCGGGAAUGUUUUGUAAGUUCCGCAAAAAGGGAAGGAUAUUUUAAGGUAGCAGGGGGGAAGAAAAAUCCUUCCAUGGCAACAAACUGUGAUGAUGUCAAUUGGGAUGUGUUAACACAAAAGGAGAGUCUUCUUUCAAAUACGUCUGACUAUAUAUCGAAUAAAUAUAACGACGUUGUGUAUCCCUUUCUGCGAAAUUGUAAUUUAACGGAGGACAUACUAUCAUGGCGCAUUUUUUACAUUUUUAAAAAAUAUAUGUACAUACACGGCACGGUGGUGAAAGGAUUUGGAAGAGGCAGUAAAUAUUUAAAAAUCCCUACGGCUAAUAUUUCCUACUCUAAUUUAACCUCCACUGAUAUUAUGCCUGGCAUAUACUUUGGUAUAUCUAGAUUGAAAAAAAAGAUUUACAAAACGGUGGUUUCAAUUGGAUAUAAUCCCUUCUUUGAAAAUAAGCACAUAACUAUAGAAGCCUUUUUAUACUACAAGACCAAUACUUUAUUUUAUGAUGAGGACAUCCAUUUAAUUAUUGUUGGUAUUCUUCGAAGCGAAAGCAACUUUUCCUACUUUUCUCACCUCAUUCAUGCCAUCCAGUUUGACUGCGAAAUUGCACGCAUCAUUCUCAGCAAACUUCAGGAUGACGAGCAGUUUGUCCGCUGCAGGGAUUACCUCCAGUCGUUGUAG